Molecule: messenger RNA, 1902 nt
Organism: Salpingoeca rosetta
Lineage: Eukaryota; Choanoflagellata; Craspedida; Salpingoecidae
Exons: 4
Coding region: 1-1902 (633 amino acids)
Source: RefSeq, a predicted model, not a curated record
AUGAACGGGAAAGAGGAAACGGAGGCGGAGGAGAGGAAGGAGGACGAGAGCAAGAAGCAUCAGCAGCACAGGCAGCAGGCGACGCACAGGCUGCUGCUACCCACAAGUGUUGACGAACCACGGCAAGAGCAGCAACAAGAACAGCAGCAGGAGGAGGGCCAACGAGCACGCCGAGGGAGAAGGAGGAGGCCUUCACAUCCACCUGGAGAGACACCACAAGUACGGCUUCCUCCCACCCCGACACCAAGCCCUGGAGCUCAGGCCAACCCACGGCGGAAACGCUUGCCCAGUCCCGGAUCGCUGUCUCGUAUCUCUUCCCAGACUCCAAAGAACGCAGACCACCAGCAGCCACAGCCUCGCGCUCUCCCACAACCACAGCGCAGGCGUAGUGCGGACACAGGCGCCCCUCGGAGCUUACCCCAGCCGGGAAAGGCAGCACCGUCUUCGAGACCAGCAACUCGCCAGUUGCCUCUGCCCAGUCAGUCUUCAACCCCACCCGCGAGUCCAGCACGUUCGCGCCACGUGUCCGAUAGCGACGCACAACGCACAACGGCACCACAGCAGAGGCAGCCUGCGCUUCCCUCGCCGCGCCGCCGAAGGCCUUCCCUCCCUGUGCCACCACCACAGCAGCAGCAGCAACAGCAACAGCAGCAACAGCAGCAGGAGCAGAAAAAAGGGGGUGCGGCUUUGACGUUUCCUGUCUUUGACACCCCAACUGCUGCGACCGAAAGCCAAAGCCCGCAGAAGGAGCGUCGUCAUCGCGGUCGCCGCAGCAGCUUACCACAGGUUCCGCCACCCGCUCACCGUUCAUCUCACGCACGCACAGGCACCACACUUCCCACACCACCAGCACCUGCAACCACCACACCAGCAAGAGUAAUUGCAGUCCCACAAGCCGCUACUGCUGCACCUCCAGCAUCAGCACGUGACAGCCCGCGGCAGGUAGGAAAGGGCACACACAGAAGGGGCACACGCAGCUUACCGCAGCCACAGGCCAGUGGCGCUCGUGGGAGCAACUCCAAACGAGAAGACGGAGCAGAAGGCGAACAGCACGAAGAAGAGGAACAGCGAGAACAAGAAGAAGCAGCAGCAGCAGCAACACAAGACACGCAGCAACAGCAGCGCCAGCAGCAGCAACAACAACAACAGCAACAGCAGCAGCAACAACGAACGGUGACGGCACGACAGCAGGAGGCGAUGAAUGCGUUUUCAAGGGCAAACCCACCGCGGUGUGGGCUGUGCGGAUGUGUGCUGGCACCAAAGAGCAAGGCCCUGCAAUGCCUGUUCUGUGACGACCUGUAUGUGGUGUGCGGGGCGUGUGCGGAGAGAGACGAUUUUGGCGAGCAGCACGAGCACGAGAUUGAGAUGUUUGACGACUGGGAUGUGCCAGAAUACGGCGGUGGCGACGAAGAGGCACAUGAUGCAGAAGCGAAAGAUGCAAAGGGGAAGGAGGAGAGAACAGAGAUGAAGGAAGACGUCCAAGGCACGAUUGUGGAAACGCACGAGCAUGAGACAGGGGCACGCCUCAACAAGGAAGAAGGCAAGGAAGCGGCGAGAGAGCACGAGAAGCAAGGCGAUCAUGUUGAGGGUGGCGUGGCUGAUGAAGGGAAUUCAAGAAGAACGAAUGCAACAGCAAGAGAUGCGAGCAAUGAUGGCACAGUGCAGCAGGCGGUCAAGGGUGGCGAUGGCAAACACGAGGAUGUGGCGAUAGACAAGGCAACACAUGCUGGCAGGCCACAAGAAGAAGGGAAGGCAGAUGGGCAAGAAAAGGUUGUGGUCCCAAGUGACACUGCACCAUCACAGCAGCAGCAGCAGCAGCAAGGCGGAGCAACAACAACAACAGCGGCAGCAGGGAAGCAAACCGCAAGAGCCAGCGCCCCAAUCAGACGAGACAGCAGUUGA